Molecule: messenger RNA, 1147 nt
Organism: Toxotes jaculatrix (banded archerfish)
Lineage: Eukaryota; Metazoa; Chordata; Actinopteri; Toxotidae
Gene: ier2a
Product: immediate early response 2a
Exons: 1
Coding region: 106-669 (187 amino acids)
Source: RefSeq, a predicted model, not a curated record
AGCCGGUCUGUAUUGUGUCUGCGUUUGAAAUCAGAGGGGAGCGAUUGAAUUCACAAGCUGGCCUCUGACUGUUUGUCCUGGACUAGUUUCAAAACAAGCUGUGACAUGGAGGUCAGCGCCGAGGCCAAGAGGAUCAUGGUCGUGGCUUUGGGGAAACUGUACAGCUCCCGCAGUCAGCGAGGGGGUCUCCGUCUCCACCGGAGUCUCCUGCUGACUCUGGUCAUGAAGUCCGCCCGGGACAUCUACCACACGGCCCAGGAGACGGCAGAAAUCGUUGAAUCUGGAUGUGAACUACAACAACCGACGGCUCAGAUCAACACAGAGCCCACUGGCGCUCAUGUGGAGCUCCGGGGCCCCGCUUCGCUUGCCACCGGACACCCUCGGACUUUACCCCGUGAGGAGGUCGUGAGUUCCCACACCGAGCGAACCGGCGCAGAGAACAAGGAGAAUCAGUGCCCGACUGGCCCCGCACAACACUCGAGGAAAAGACGGGGCAAAGCGGCAGCUGAGCCGGACUUCCUGCCUUGCAAGAAAGCAAAACUUGAGCAAGGAAACUGCCCUCAACAGCUUAUUGUGAAUUCCGUUUUGAUGGACUACGUGAACUGCAGUAGCGAACUGGUAGGACACCCAACCCCCAUGCCUCUGCAGAGGGCCAUUGCAGUGUGUUGAAACCCUGCACAGUCUCAGAUGAAAAGGAAAUAAACACACGGCCUAGGAGCCUGAACGCACCAGCAGUGCGUCUGUCCCAGGAUCAUUUGGAUAAGUACUCGGGAUAGUGUGUCCAGGCGUGAUCCUGAACAAGCCGGGGCAUGUUACAGGAAUCACGGAAGCAGCCCUGUUGGUGCGAAGUCGUCCCACUGACUUUUGGCCUAAAUAUGGGCCACAGCUCAGAAGAGGGGCCGAGUUCAGCAGACCCACAGGAAUUGGUUCAGCUGGAUCGGCCCUUUAACUGCCUUUGUGAACACCUUCACAAGUCUGUUUAGGCACCCUGAACUCUGCUCAGCAGAUGUAACAUGUUAUGUGUGUGUGCGUUGAGGCCUACAUGCUGACUGAAGAUGGGAGAUGUGCUGAUGAAUUCAAGUGUAAAACAUUCAAUGACUACAACUACCUCAGUAUUUAUUAUUAAACAUUUUGUACACAAACUGAA